UUGAUUUGUUAUCAUUUAAUUUUAUGAAAAAGUAUGUGAAAUAAAACAGUUAUGGUUAAAAUUUGUGUUUCUUGUUUAUUACUUAAUCCCACUCUAAUAAUAUUUGGCGUUUUUUUAAAAAUGUACCCUCUAUGUACUGUGGCGCCACCCUAAUUGAAUGCAUUUCGACGGACACUUUUCAUAUACAGAGAUUUUACUCCUAACCUCUACCCUCUAUACCCUAUACGAAUAUUUAUAUUGCGCUUUCAUUCUAUCUAAUCUUCCUUAUUUAAAAUUACUAUUCGUAAACAUCCUAGUUAAUAUAUCUAAAUUAAAUGUUCAAUAAAAUUUCUUAAGCAAAGUAAAUUGUUGGCUAUAAUUUAUUGAUUAUUACAAUUUUGCGAAAUGUUGUAUCGUGUAAUGAAUCAAUGUAUUCGAAUAUUGCCGUAUAAAAUAAAUCAUUUUAAAAUAAACAUAAGAUUUUUAUGUGAAAUACCUACAGUAAAAGAAAAACAAACUACAGAAUUAAAUUCUACAAUUAAAGAUGAAAAGUUACAGACAGAAAGAUAUCCUGGAUAUGAAAUAAUUUAUAAAUAUCCUUACAUAAAAUAUGUAAGUUUAUUUCAUAUAUUUAAACGAACUUUGAUGAUAAACACUGUUGCCACAGUGCCGAUAAUAUUUCUGUUGUAUCAAGUAAACAUCCUAUCAAAGGAAGUAGCUUUCUUUGUACCACUUUUUGCAAGUUCAAUUGCAUUAUCAGUGUUUAUAGUUGGAGCAUUAUUUACUAAUCAAAUUGGUAUCAUAUACUAUAAAGAUAAUGAUUUGAUAAAGAUUGCAUAUGUCAAUCAGUGGGGUAAAAGAACAGACAUUGAUACUAGGAUUAGCGAAAUUAAACCCCUUAAUAGUACUGCUUUUUCAACAAUGAAAAUGUUUAGAAAUGUACACAUCACUUCACUUAGGUAUCCAUUAAAAUUAUAUGUGAAUCACAGUGUAAUUAGUAACAAAGAACAACUUGCAAGUAUAUUAGGUGAUUAUGAAUAAUAUAUCUGUAUUUAGAUUUCCUAUUUAAUAAUGUAAUAUACAUGUUAUAAUAUUUAAUUAUA
This is a messenger RNA of Polistes dominula (European paper wasp), 1082 nucleotides long. RefSeq lists its product as uncharacterized. NCBI's taxonomy places the organism in Eukaryota, Metazoa, Arthropoda, Insecta, Hymenoptera, Vespidae. The record is from RefSeq and is a predicted model, not a curated record. Gene Ontology annotation, cellular component: mitochondrion.